Diabrotica virgifera virgifera (western corn rootworm) is the source of this 1644-nucleotide messenger RNA. RefSeq lists its product as uncharacterized. The transcript has 3 exons. The coding region runs from base 115 to 1644 and encodes 509 amino acids. The record is from RefSeq and is a predicted model, not a curated record. Lineage: Eukaryota; Metazoa; Arthropoda; Insecta; Coleoptera; Chrysomelidae.
UAGACUUACACAAGUUUUUAAUUCUACUAUGAUUUGGAUGUCACCAAUAUAACUAGUAAGUUUAAUAAAACAUACAGUUGAUCCAAAAGAUCAAGGUCUAUAACUGCCGACUCGAUGGAUCCUGAUAAUGCGGAUGGGCUAAAUUUACGGAAGAAGAGUGUUCCGUCGAGGGACAAGCAGACCCGAAAGGUACAAACACAAAAAGCGGUAGGAGAAUAUCCUAAAGGCCCAGUCGCAAAUCUAGGCACUGACUAUGAAUGGAAACUCCAUUGCCUAUUUGCAGUGGCUGCAUUCAAACAUUUUGACAACUGGAGCUUAGCAAAUGAGUAUAUAGAGGCUGGAAAAUUCGACGAUUUGGUAUUUAAAAUUAAUGAUGAGUGCUUAUUACUACAGGCAAAAUUUAAGGAAAACAAACAAGUCUCUCAUCAGAACUUCUGGUCAACUAAUCCAAAAUCUGAAAAUUUUAGUAUUUACAAAUAUAUUCUGUCAUAUAAUGACAUAAAAUGGAAGUUUAAAGAUCUCAAGACGAACGCUAUAGUAUUAUGUACCAAUGCCAAUUUACCAGAUAGUACAUUUAACUCUAAAAGAAUAUCUGAAAAUAAUAUAAUAAACAAAAUAUUUGGAACUCAAGUUAGAAUGGGUAGUAUUCAAGAAGAACAUCGCAAAAAAUUUGACGAAGUUAAAACUUAUCAAGAAAAUAUAAGCGAUGUCGAUAAAGACAAACUUACGUGGCGAAAUAUUUCUCUAAAUCAUACUGAUAUUGAAGAGUUUCUGUCCAAAUUUGUGGUCAUCAAAGUUAGUAUAGAACAAAUUGAUAAACAAAUUUCUGACCUCAUUAUGAGCAUGGAGAAAAAAAACCCUUCGUUAAAAAAUUUGUAUAUAAUAAAUCAUGUUCACUACUGGCGAAAUUUGGGCUCUAAACAUUCCGUUUUUAUGACGAAAAAUUAUAUGAGACUUAUUUGGUAUAGAGAGGAAAAUGAUAGAUGCAUUCAACAGUUUUUAAAUUACGAAAUCUCUUUUUUAAAUCCCUAUCAGUUUUCAAUUGCCAUUAAUUUAAUCAAAGUUGAACAUAAUUUGGAUUUAUAUUUAGCUAAAAUAGUUAACAGUAUAAAACAGAUUUAUAAGAAACAAGACAAACCCGAUGAAAUGUUCUUCAAAGAAGUACUAUUUCUAGCUUUACAGAGUAAUUACAAAACGAUUAAAAGUACUGUGGAAUGUUUUGAAAUAAAAAACGUUCAAUAUUUAGUUGUUUCUUUUCUCGAAAUGGACGAGAAUCAAAGUAAAGAAAUAUAUAACAAAAUAUCGAGAAUAUUAGAGACUAAUAAACAAAAGAAGGUUAUCAUUAUUGCAAAAAAUUUCGGGUUUCAAGAUACUAAGGUUGAAAACGAUCAAAUCCGCUUGAAUCUAUUCGAUGAAAAUACAAAAGAAAUAGUAUGUAACACGACUAUUGAAUUUCAAGGUGAAGCUGUAACAUUAAAACAUCUGUUAAAUAAUUGUAAGAUUGCAAAUUUAAUGGAUGGUUGUAAGUCGACAGAUAUCAUGGAUAAGUCUUAUAUUUCUUCCUUUUUUAAAUCUGCAGGAGAAUCAUGUGAUUUAAACAGAGAAUCGUACAUAGAACUAGUAGAAUCUAUUAAAGUUAUAUAA